AUGUUGACAGCCAGCCUUCUUUUGGCGGCCCUCACCAGCUCUGCCGUGGCCCAGGUUGCGACCGCCCCAGUCUCUGCGACUGCGGCCCAACCCUCGUCUGCCGUCGAGCCUGCCGACUUUGAUGUCCCCGACGCUCUGCUGCAGCUCGGUGUCAAUGUCAGCGCCAUUCCGCCUCUCGCCACCGCCGCCGACACCGACAGCGCUGGUGCCACGUCCAAGCGCUCCUCGACCGGAAAACCUUCGUCGCCGUGCUCCCUGGCGUGCGACGGCCUCGCGAUUCUCUACGGCAGCAAUUACGUGCUCGCCAAUGGCACCAGCACCUACUCGGCUUUCAUUGGCGCGUACUGGUCGCAGAACCAGGCAGAGGUUCAUCCCUACUGCGUGUUCAAGCCAAAGACAACCGCUGACGUCUCCAUUGCCGUCCUCGUCAACCGUCUAACCGGCUGCCCAUUUGCUGCCAAGAGCGGUGGUCACUCGGCCUACCGCGGCGCCGCCAACGUGCCCAGCGGCAUGACCAUUUCCUUUGCCAACCUCAACAACAUUCAGCUCUCCGCCGACAAGAGCACUGUGGCAGUCGGCCCAGGCAACGUCUGGGGCCAGGUCUAUGCCUACCUUGAUGCCUACGACUUAACCGUCAUUGGCGGCCGUCUGUACGACAUUGGCGUCGGCGGCCUGACCACCGGCGGCGGCAUUUCGUAUAUUUCCAACCUUCAUGGCUGGGCCUGUGACAAUGUCGAGAGUUACGACCUCGUUCUCGCCAGCGGCGUGCUUGUGCGCGCCAGUGCCACAGAGUAUUCCGACCUCUUCUGGGCGCUGCGUGGCGGCGGUAACAACUUUGGCCUCGUCGUCAACUUCAACCUACAAACCUACCCGUUGACCGACAACGGGGCCCUGUAUAUCGGAGCUCGCACUUACCUUGAGACCGAGUUUGACGCUGUUGACCAGGCCUUUUACAACCUCAUCGUCAACUCGGCUGACGACCCGAAUGCUGGUGCUUACGUCGUAUACGUCACUACUGGCGGCUCCAACAUCUGCGCUCCCACCUUUUACUAUGCCGACGCCGCCAACGGUGCCACGGCCGCCAUAUGGGACGAGUUCGAGGCCAUCCCCAACGUCGGCGACACCACCGGCAUUCAUAACAUUGUCACGUGGGCCGCCGAGAUCGCCAACGACAGCCCGCCCGGCCUGCGCGAGAUGUACUAUACCAUGUCUUUCAAGGCCGACCUCGACACGCUGGUCUUUGCACGCUCCUACUUUUUCGAGACCGUUGGUAACGUCACCAACAUCCCUGGCAUCGUGCCCAACAUCGUCUUCCAGGGCAUCACGACGCCCGAGUUGCAGCAGUUUUCCCGCAACGGCGGCAACGCGCUGGGCCUCACUGAGAGCGAUGGACCCAUGUUCAUUCUGCUGGUGGCCGCCAUGUGGGACAACGCCUCGGAUGAUGCCGCCGUGGCUGCCUUUGCAUCGGAUGUCCUGACCCAGGUCAAGGCCCAUGCCACGGCACGCGGUGUCCAGAUCGACUACGUCUACAUGAAUUACGCCAGUAUGUACCAGGAUGUCCUCAGCUCCUACGGCCCCGAGGUGCUUGCUCGCCUGCGCAAGGUCUCCAAAAAGUACGACCCCGCCCAGAUCUACCAGACCCUGCAGCCCGGCUACUUUAAGCUCAGCGGUGAACCUCCCGUUCCCAACUCGGGCUUCUACAACUAUUAA
This is a messenger RNA of Sporothrix brasiliensis 5110, 1710 nucleotides long. Its product is annotated as FAD binding protein domain protein. Gene Ontology annotation, molecular function: FAD binding. Bases 1 to 1710 code for a protein of 569 amino acids. The record is from RefSeq and is a predicted model, not a curated record. NCBI's taxonomy places the organism in Eukaryota, Fungi, Ascomycota, Sordariomycetes, Ophiostomatales, Ophiostomataceae. The transcript has a single exon.